Glycine soja is the source of this 1539-nucleotide messenger RNA. RefSeq lists its product as uncharacterized. NCBI's taxonomy places the organism in Eukaryota, Viridiplantae, Streptophyta, Magnoliopsida, Fabales, Fabaceae. The transcript has 3 exons. Bases 248 to 1141 code for a protein of 297 amino acids. The record is from RefSeq and is a predicted model, not a curated record.
UAGCAAAAAAUACAACAUGUGUCAUAUUCAACUUCAAUUAUCCAGUUGUUCAGAUUCUUCCUUCCCCUGCAUAAAUCAUCAUCAUUAAAAAAAUCAAAAAACACCCUCCAACUCCAAGACCUUAUUCACACAUGUGCUAGUGGAACCAAUAACCAAACCCCAACACACACAUAACACAAACAACACAGAUCAAGUUUCUCAUUCCCUAGACAGAUCCCAACAACAACAUAGACAACACAAAGAGAGAAUGCACGCAAAGACAGACUCAGAGGUAACAAGCCUCGCCGCGUCUUCCCCCACGCGCUCCCCUCCACGCCGUCCUCUCUACUAUGUUCAGUCUCCCUCGCGAGACUCUCACGACGGCGAGAAAACCGCAACGACGUCGUUUCACUCAACGCCCGUUCUCAGCCCCUCUGCCUCUCCUCCUCACUCGCGCCACUCCUCCUCCACGCGCUUCUCCAAGAAAGACCAUAGCCACAGCCUCAAGCCGUGGAAGCAAAUCGAUGUUAUUGAAGAAGAAGGGCUUCUUCAAGGGGAUGAUCACCAUAACGGGCUUCCACGUCGGUGCUACUUUCUCGCGUUCGUUGUUGGGUUUUUGGUUCUCUUCUCCUUCUUCUCGCUUAUCCUUUGGGGGGCUAGUAGGCCCAUGAAGCCCAAGAUCAACAUCAAGAGCAUAAAGUUUGAUCAUGUUAGGGUCCAAGCAGGUUCGGAUGCAACAGGGGUAGCCACCGAUAUGAUCACAUUGAAUUCCACUUUGAAAUUCACAUACCGCAACACAGGCACAUUUUUUGGGGUCCAUGUCACAUCCACACCCGUGGAACUGUCCUAUUCAGACAUUGUAAUUGCUUCGGGAAAUAUGAAGAAGUUUUAUCAAUCUAGGAGGAGCCAAAGGUUGGUGAGUGUAGCAGUGAUGGGUAACAAGAUCCCUCUAUAUGGAAGUGGUGCUAGCCUAAGUAGCACAACGGGUGUGCCCACUGUGCCUGUGCUAUUGAACCUCAACUUUGUGCUACGAUCUAGGGCUUAUGUGCUUGGGAAAUUGGUGAAGCCUAAGUACUACAAAACCAUUCAAUGUUCCAUAACUUUGGAUCCAAAAAAGCUCAAUGCUGCGAUUUCCCUCAAGAAAUCUUGCACAUAUGAUUGAUACAUGUGACGGAGAGCAAGUGGGAAUUAUUUGAAAAAUAAUAAUAAUAAUAAAAAUAUUGUUUUAUGAUUAAUGUGUUCUUUUGAUGUGAGGAAAGAAAUGGUACAGCCAGAGAGCAGUGUGCCAAGGACGCGUUUUUGGGACUGCUUGGGCUGCCCAAAUUGCCUCAAAUUGCGGUAAGACAAAGACAUGCAUGUUGGGUUCGGUAGAGAAAUGUAAUCUUGUGAUUGAUCAUUUCAUGAAGACAUUUUUUUGGGUUGAUUAUUUGUCCGAUUUUAAUUUAUUAAUUGUAAAAGUGACAGGUAAUUUGAAUUCAUUCAAUCUCAGUGUUGUAAUUGCAUCUUUCUCCAUGUAAUUAUGGUGUAAUUAUAGCCAUAUAAAUUUCGCUUUUUGAUUGA